This is a messenger RNA of Ogataea parapolymorpha DL-1, 1293 nucleotides long. RefSeq names its product glycosidase CRH1. The record is from RefSeq and is a predicted model, not a curated record. The coding region runs from base 1 to 1293 and encodes 430 amino acids. NCBI's taxonomy places the organism in Eukaryota, Fungi, Ascomycota, Pichiomycetes, Pichiales, Pichiaceae. The transcript has a single exon. Gene Ontology annotation, cellular component: fungal-type cell wall. Gene Ontology annotation, molecular function: glycosyltransferase activity; hydrolase activity, hydrolyzing O-glycosyl compounds. Gene Ontology annotation, biological process: carbohydrate metabolic process; fungal-type cell wall organization.
AUGAAGCUUGGGGCGCAAUAUUUCCAACUCCACCGUGAAUCCAUGAGAUCUCCACUACUAUCGCACGUUCUGCUAGGCAGCCUUGUCUCUGGACUUGCCGCCGCUGCCACAGGAUCGAGUAGCGUGUCCUUAGCUACUGCCACCUGCAACCCGCUCAAAACAACAGGCUGUCCCGCUGACACGGCGUUGGCAGGAGCGAUUUCGGAAGACUUCAAGUCUGCCAGCGAGCAUUUCUCAGUUUACUCCACGCCAGACCAGAUUUUUUAUAGCGACGAAGGUUUGCAGCUCACGUUGGCCAAAAGAUUCGACAAUCCUGCGCUCAGAUCCAACUUUUACAUAAUGUUUGGGAAAGUUGAGGUCCUAUUAAAGGCAGCAAACGGAACGGGAAUCAUUUCUUCCUUCUAUCUUCAGUCUGACGACCUCGACGAGAUCGAUCUGGAGUGGUUUGGAGGUGACGGCUACGAGGUCCAGACCAACUACUUCUCCAAGGGAAACACGGCUACGUACGACAGAGGAGGAUAUCACAAUAUGGACGACCCAAGAGCCGCCUUUCAUAACUACACAAUCGAUUGGACAGCAGAGGCUCUUACGUGGUACGUUGACGGAAAGGCCAUCAGAACACUCACCAAUGACUCGUCCCAAGGCUACCCGCAAAGCCCUAUGUACUUGAUGAUGGGCAUUUGGGCCGGAGGAGACAGCACAAACUCCCAGGGAACAAUUGAGUGGGCUGGUGGAUCCACAAACUACGAUGACGCUCCGUUCUCGAUGUACAUUAAGAAAGUGGUGGCUGUUGACUACUCAAACGGCUCGGAGUACCGUUACGAGGACACCAGUGGUCAAUGGACGUCAAUCGAGGCCGUCGACGGACAAGUGAACGGCCGUAUCGAUUUAGCUGAGGAAGAAUUCGACGUUCUGGUGGCUGGCGGAACCUUGUACUCUGAGGACUCUGACUCUCAGACAGGAAGCUCCAGCAACGAUGGUGCUACUUCGAGUCACUAUGUGCAUGAGUCCUCCACAAAAGCUGGAAACAGCUCUGACAACCCAACUGCCACUGCCUCUGGCUCGCACGACUCCGUCUCCACCAGUAAAAGAUCCAUCACCUCGGACAAAGCUGGCAACCAGAGCUCUACGACGCUCGAGACUCUGGCCAGCUCUUCCGCCACCGCUUCGGGCAACUCCUCGUCGCAGUCGGUUUCGUCCACAAACGGCUCCGAGUCGAACCAUAGUUUCAGCAGCCUGAACGUUUUCGUGUCGCUUGUGUCUGCCAUUCUGUUUGGAUUGGCGUUGAUCUAG